UCGCCACCGCGACCGAGGAGGCAAAGCAUUUAAUUUAAUCAAUCGUCCCACCAUCUUUUUGCGCGAUUAAUAAACGCAGGAAAAAACCAACCCGAAGACAAACCAGUUCUCCUCGUUCCACACACAUCUUCCGCUCUCUAUAUCUGGGAGAAGAGAGGAGAAGAAGAGGCGGCGGCGAUGGCGAAGACGAAGCGGAUGAUGACGCCCGCGGAGGAGGUCGACAUCUCCGCCGUGAAGUACGAUCCCCUGCGCCUCCAAGCGCCCCACCUCACGGGUUUCUCGCUGAAGCUCUUCGUCGCGAUGAUGGAGGCGCCGCUCCUUGGCGGCAUCAUCACCUCCUUCCUGAAGAAGCAGAAUAAGAUCCCCGAGUUGCUGCAGCACACCGUGAUCCCCGAGAAACCCAUGUAUCGCCCCGAAUACCCUCCUCAAGAGCCGGAGCCAGGUGUAAUGAUCUUGGAUGAAGACAGGGACCCUGUUAUGCGCCUUGAGACGGCUGUCCAGUGUCUUCCCCAGUACGAUCCAUCUCAGCAUUGGAACAAGGAUCGCUCUUCUUUUCUCUAUUGGACAAUUCGUGACUAUGCCCAUGCUUAUCGGUCUAAGAUCACAACCCCAUCCAUUGUUGCAGACCACCUCAUUUCAGCGGUGGAAGAAUGGCACAGUAGGAAACCUCCCAUGCCAAUGCUGAUCUAUUUUAGUGCAGAUGAUGUAAGAAAGCAAGCUGAUGCCUCCACAAAACGAUUUGAAGAAGGAAACCCAAUAUCCAUCUUGGAUGGGAUUUUUAUGGCCAUAAAGGAUGACAUAGACUGCUAUCCAUAUCCAACUAAAGGUGCCACAACGUGGUUUGACAAGGUAUAUACUGUGGAGAAAGAUGCAGUUUGUGUCUCGAGAUUAAGAAGAUGUGGCGUGAUUCUUAUAGGGAAAGCAAAUAUGCAUGAGCUAGGACUUGGAACAACUGGAAACAAUCCAAUUUAUGGGACAGCAAGAAACCCACAUUCAAUUGAAAGGUACACUGGUGGUUCAUCCUCUGGCCCAGCAGCAAUUGUUGCAUCUGGGCUAUGUCCAGCGGCAGUUGGAACUGAUGGUGGAGGUUCAGUUAGAAUCCCAUCCUCGCUUUGUGGUAUUGUGGGCUUGAAGACAACUUAUGGGCGGACUGAUAUGGGAGGGUCAUUAUGUGAUUGUGGGACUGUUGAAGUUGCUUCUCCACUUGCAGCCACAGUUGAGGAUGCUAUGCUAGUCUACUCAGCACUGGCGGGCUGCUCUUCAGAUGAUAAGAUCAGUUUGAGACCAUCACCUCUUUGUUUGCCUAAUAUAUCAUCGUCUGAGAAUUUGAAGAUCUUGCAAUCAGUGAGACUAGGAAAAUAUUCAGAGUGGUUUCAUGAUGUUGCCAACAAUGAGAUCUCCAACAAAUGUGAGGAUGCCCUUAAUCUGCUCUCUAGUACGUUUGGAUGUCAAAUAAUAGAGAUAAUUUUGCCGGAGCUAGAGGAAAUGCGGACUGCACAUAUAGUUUCGAUUGGUUGUGAGUCACUUUGUGACUUAAACCCUGAUUACUGGGAAGGGAAACGCACUGAACUAACACUUGAUACUCGUACAAGUUUGGCUCUCUUUGGAUCAUUCUCCGGAACAGACUAUGUUGCUGCCCAACGCCUUAGGAGAAGGAUAAUGUACUAUCACAUGGAAGCUUUUAAGAAGGUUGAUAUAAUUGUCACCCCCACAACUGGCAUCACUGCACCAAAAAUACCGCCAAACGCUCUCAAAUACGGAGAGUCUAAUUAUGAGGUUUCAGGUUAUCUCAUGAGAUUUAUUAUAGCAGGAAACCUUCUUGGUCUACCGGCAAUAUCUGUUCCUAUAGGACAUGAUAAAGAAGGACUUCCGAUAGGAAUCCAACUUAUAGGCCGUCCAUGGGGUGAGGCUACCUUGCUGAGGGUGGCUUCCACUAUUGAGGAACUCUGCUUUAGUUCUAGGAGAAAUCCUUCCACAUUUUACGACAUGCUCAAGGGCAUUUGACACCGGCUUCUCUACUUAGAGGCAAUACAAGUUAUGCAGGCUGUCAACAGUCGCGGAGGAUAUGCAUACAUCUGUUGAAUUUCUGGUUUAGUGCAAACAUUUCUUAUUGGAUGUUCUGAAAAUUUGUAAGUUUCUUUUAGAAUUUUUCUAAACAUUGAAUCGUGGGCUGAUUGGCUUAUAUGAGCAACCCAAAAAUAAUUUAUAGUUGAUUUGUCUUGUGCCAGAUCCAUAAGAUUAUGUAGUAUAUGCAUAAAUGCGGGUUACUUCUA
This is a messenger RNA of Ananas comosus (pineapple), 2273 nucleotides long. RefSeq names its product fatty acid amide hydrolase. Gene Ontology annotation, cellular component: membrane. Bases 178 to 2004 code for a protein of 608 amino acids. The transcript is spliced from 21 exons. Gene Ontology annotation, biological process: N-acylethanolamine metabolic process. Gene Ontology annotation, molecular function: N-(long-chain-acyl)ethanolamine deacylase activity. Lineage: Eukaryota; Viridiplantae; Streptophyta; Magnoliopsida; Poales; Bromeliaceae. The record is from RefSeq and is a predicted model, not a curated record.